CGGUUUCAUUAAAACCUGAAUCAUUUAUUUAAUUACAAAUACAAUCAGCCUGUUGUUGUAAUUGUUAUUAAUUGUUUAGUAGUCAUACACCUAUAACAUUAGAUAGAUAAAAAUUUAUCGGAAUAUAGGACAGUCAUUUUGUUCGUUAAAAUAAUAAAAAUAUAUUGAAAUUUAAAUUUAUCGGAGAACAGUUAAAAGCUAUUUUGUCAGUUUAUAUUUAGGUUAAAAAUAUAAAUUGUAAACAUUUAUUAUCGAUAAAGUUCUAUAGAUAAUUAGUAUAAUAAUUUUAAAGAUUAACAAAGUAUAACAUCAGUUGACAAAGAAUGUCUGAAUCAACAAAAACAUCGUCAACAACGACAACAAAGACAGUAUUAACAGCUGGUCGUCGUCGUAAACGAGCUCAACAAACUACCACUAAUUCCCGAUCACCAUCUCCAGAUACCUACAUAGAUCUGACAGUAGAUUCACCAGUAUUACCAAGACAACGUAAACAAUCUUCAACCAACAAAUCUCAACCUACCAGAAAUAACAUUGAAAUUCUAGACAAUACAAUAAUAAUUGAUGAUACAGAUACAUCACCAGCAAGCCGUCCACCUAGACCAGUUAGACAGAAAAGAACAAACCGAAGUGCUAGUAGUUCUGGAUCAUCAGUUGGUGGUUCUUCUGCGACUGUUACUACUUCUGGUACUGAAAAUGUUACCGCAACUGGUUCUUCAACUGACAUUGCCUCUACUGCACCUGAUGUCAUUGAACUCAAAGACCACGAUGCUGUAAAAAAUGGAGUUGAAAAAAGUAAGACAAAAUCUGAGGAACCAGCUUCUGCUGUAUUGUGCCCAAUAUGUUUUGAGGAAUUAUUGAAUACAUCCUUAAAGGCUAUGUCAACUAAAUGCGGUCAUAUAUUCUGUGAAAAUUGUAUUUUAAGUUUUCUUACUUCGGGAAAAAAAUGUCCAGUAUGUAUGGCUCCGGUUACUCGAAAAGGCUGUAUACGUCUUCAUCUUUAAUAUUCAUUUUUUUAAUAAUUAUUAAUUGUUUUUUAAACAGUAUUUUCCAUUAGAUUUAAUAAUAUUUUCUUAUUUUUUAUAUUUCAAUAGUUAAUCCCAUAAUAUUAAUUCGUAUUUUGAAAUAACUUU
Molecule: messenger RNA, 1130 nt
Organism: Cotesia glomerata
Lineage: Eukaryota; Metazoa; Arthropoda; Insecta; Hymenoptera; Braconidae
Product: E3 ubiquitin-protein ligase complex SLX5-SLX8 subunit SLX8-like
Exons: 2
Coding region: 324-1001 (225 amino acids)
Source: RefSeq, a predicted model, not a curated record